AUGAAUGCUAAAAUGAAAGUUGAUACAAUUGAUCCCCAACGUACUCAUUCAAAUGCGGAAAAUGUCCCUGAAAGUGAAGUCGACACCAGUGAUCUAGAACUGUCUAAUCCUCAAUACGAUUGUAAUGUACUACGGCGCAACUUGUCUCAGGAAUCAAGUUUCGACAAGUGCACUAGCUACUCUAUACCAAACACACGAUGUAGUGAUAUAAGCAUUCGAGGUAAAGAACGCUUUCCAUUACGUGCUGUUAGCACCAAUAGUCGGACUGCGUCACGUCGAUCACUGAACAAAUGGGUUUCAGGCGUUCAUCGCCUCAAACCUGCUAAUUCAAUCAACAAUACAAAUGCCUUUUACAGGUCUAUCGAUUUUGGGGAAUUAUUUACUGCUGCAACGAGUGAAGAAGCAUUGAAUUAUGUAUCUCUAGUGGAUGUAAACAGUACGGAUUCAGUUGUUGUAAUAGUGGAAACGCAUUCGGAUUGUCGUUAA
Messenger RNA from Schistosoma rodhaini, 486 nucleotides. NCBI's taxonomy places the organism in Eukaryota, Metazoa, Platyhelminthes, Trematoda, Strigeidida, Schistosomatidae. The record is from the annotation of a GenBank genome assembly.